AUGAUCAAAGACGACCCGAAGCUUAAACGGGGCUUCCAUGGACUUGGGUUCUCGCAGGGUGGUCAAUUCUUGAGAGCAGUAGCGCAAAGAUGCUCGGACCCUCCGAUGUUCAACCUGAUAACCUUGGGAUCACAACACGAAGGCUACUUUGGUUUAAAAGUUUUUCUGUGGAAACUAUUUCUAAAUAGCAUUGUCAUGAAGCAACAUUGGCACAAUCCACUCAACCACGACAAGUACAUCAAAGAAAACACAUUCAUUGCGGACAUAAACAAUGAAAAGGAGUUUAAUGAAGACUAUAAGACUAUAACCUAUCCAAUCUUAAAAACUUAG
Molecule: messenger RNA, 330 nt
Organism: Macrosteles quadrilineatus (aster leafhopper)
Lineage: Eukaryota; Metazoa; Arthropoda; Insecta; Hemiptera; Cicadellidae
Product: palmitoyl-protein thioesterase 1-like
Exons: 1
Coding region: 1-330 (109 amino acids)
Biological process (GO): receptor-mediated endocytosis; protein depalmitoylation
Cellular component (GO): lysosome
Molecular function (GO): palmitoyl-(protein) hydrolase activity
Source: RefSeq, a predicted model, not a curated record